CCUUUCAUCUAUAAUCAAGGAGUCUCCUCAUUAUGCUUAAAACCCUGCAAGAAAGGGGAUAAAAAAGAUAACACUGCAAAAUGAAACAGUUUUUCUUAACAUUCCCUCUUUUGUUCUCUUUCUUAUUCUUCUUUCAGUGCACUCCGGCCCUUUCACAGAGUCCGGCGCCGGCUCCUGCACCUCCAGCGUUGGUUCCUGCACCUCCAGCGCUGUCACCUGCAUCUUCUGGUUCGACUGACGUCACGGCUAUUCUUGGAAAGGUAGGUCAUUUUGCGACAUUUAUCCGACUCCUAAAAGCCUCCCAAUUGGCAGAUCAACUCAAUACACAGCUUUACAAGUCAAACCAAGGUCUCACAGUAUUUGCUCCCACUGAUGCUGCGUUCGCUAACCUCAAAUCUGGCACGUUAAACUCUCUCACCGAUCAACAGAAAUAUCAGCUGGUCCAAUUCCACGUCCUACCUUCAUUUUUCUCCGUCUCCCAAUUCCAAACAGCAAGCAAUCCACUACGAACACAAGCUGGAGGUAGUGAUGGACAAUUUCCAUUAAAUGUCACUACAACUGGGAAUCAGGUGAACAUAACAACCGAUAUGGUUAAUGCAACUGUGACAGAUACAGUAUAUACUGACAGGCAGCUAGCCGUGUACGAGGUUGAUAAAGUACUUCUUCCGCAUGGUCUUUUUGUACCUCCCCCGCCACCUCCUACUGCACCAUUAAAAUCCAAACAACGCCCAGCUUCAGAAUCUACCCAAUCUAAUGAUACUCCUCAUGUCCAAGUCGAUACUUCUAGUGGAAUUCAACUGUCCCAACAUGCAUUGCGUGCAACAUCCAGUAUCUUCCUGGUUUUGGCAGCUUUUAUUUGAAUGGGAGGUAAUGGAGUUUUUUGUACCCCUGCUUGUAUUAUCUUUGCCGAAUUAAAUUCUCGUGCAACCUGUGAUUAAUCAACUACUAUUUUUUUCAUUUUCAAUGUAUCAGAUUCAUGCCUUAUAACAAAAAUUAAGACCCCAAAAAUGCAUACAAGAAUCA
This is a messenger RNA of Olea europaea var. sylvestris, 1023 nucleotides long. RefSeq names its product fasciclin-like arabinogalactan protein 11. The transcript has a single exon. NCBI's taxonomy places the organism in Eukaryota, Viridiplantae, Streptophyta, Magnoliopsida, Lamiales, Oleaceae. The coding region runs from base 81 to 860 and encodes 259 amino acids. The record is from RefSeq and is a predicted model, not a curated record.